UUUUCUAAAUGUUAUAUAAUUUCAGGUAACAUCAUCGAAGAUUCAAAGAGAAAGCGAUCAGUGAUCUCGAACGAUCGUGAUAGUGUUGAUCUUGAGUGAGAAUGGCUUCGACACCUUGUGCAGCUUGCAAGCUCUUGAGACGAAAGUGCACUCAAGAAUGCGUCUUUGCGCCCUAUUUUCCACCAACUCAGCCUCAGAAGUUCAUAUAUGUUCACAAAGUCUUUGGAGCAAGCAAUGUAACCAAGAUCCUCAACGAUCUCCCACCUCCAAGCCGCGAAGACGCUGUUAACUCCCUCUACUAUGAAGCCGAGGCCCGUAUCCGUGACCCAAUCUACGGAUGCGUUGGUCUAAUCUCCUUCUUACAACAAUGUCUCAAGAAAAUCCAACAAGAUCUUGUCACUGCAAAAGAAGAGCUUGCUGGUUACAUUGGACCCGAUGCUGUGAAUCCACAACAGCCUUAUCUUCCUCCUCUGGCCAAUAACCCUCCACCCAAUUUCAUGAUGGCUAUGGAAGGAAUGCCCCAUGGAGUGGUCCCUCAAGGAGAACCGUUGAUCAUGCGCGAACCAAACAUGCCUCAGCAUCAACAUCAACCGCAAGAUGAGCAGAUGCAACUCAUGGGUACUGAUGCACAUAGAAUGGCUGCAAUGAUUUUGGAGAGAGGAGACCAGCAAGGGAUGUUCAACGGUUACGGGAUAGACAACAAUGGGUCGGUUACAGCCACUGGUUUUAACCAGAUGGAUGUGAAUGAUCACACAUCUGGUGGGUCGAUGUCUGGACCAUCUCUUGCUUUAGGAAGCUUUGGUGAUGCUUAUCAAAUGGGUCACGAGACAGAGCAUCACAUCAGUCAUGAUCAGCUUCAGACACAGCUUAUGCUUCAGCCUCCAUUACAGGAAGGUCAAGAGCAAAAUGAAGGACAGUUUCUGAUGCAGCCAAUGGGACAAGAGAAUCUCCAUGAAGAAGAGGAUGAGGAAGAGCUUGAGCCACCGGUUAAGUGGAGGAAAUCUGAGAGCAAGGAAGCUAGUUAUUAAUUAAGACCAAGAAAAUAAGACAUUUUCAUUUCAUGGAUAGUUACUCUUGAGGGUCUAAGUUGCUUUUUUAAUUUAAUAAAUGGCAUUUUUCAAUGA
Brassica napus (rape) is the source of this 1124-nucleotide messenger RNA. RefSeq names its product LOB domain-containing protein 10-like. Lineage: Eukaryota; Viridiplantae; Streptophyta; Magnoliopsida; Brassicales; Brassicaceae. Bases 102 to 1028 code for a protein of 308 amino acids. The transcript has 2 exons. The record is from RefSeq and is a predicted model, not a curated record.